Messenger RNA from Anarrhichthys ocellatus (wolf-eel), 764 nucleotides. RefSeq names its product adenylate kinase 8-like. The record is from RefSeq and is a predicted model, not a curated record. The transcript has 6 exons. Bases 131 to 532 code for a protein of 133 amino acids. NCBI's taxonomy places the organism in Eukaryota, Metazoa, Chordata, Actinopteri, Perciformes, Anarhichadidae.
UUACGGACUCCGUUGCCCGGCAACGCCAUCAGAGACUCCCGGCACCGCGCGCGCUGAAGACGUCAUUCCCUAACAACAAACAAAGGCUUCCGUAGCAACCGGCUCCUUAAACAGGAGAAAGCAGCAUCUGAUGGAUGAGACGGUGAAACAUCUGAGGGCUCCUCCUCACACCUCCAUCUACGCUGACCAACACAACAUCUCUAACCUGGUGCAGACCAUGUUGUCCAGCCUGGUGGUUGAUCAGCCUGAGGAUCCGAUCACUUACCUGAUCCGUCUGCUGCAGAGGACCACUGUGGACAUCCCCAGGGUCCUGGUCCUGGGUCCUCCAGCUGUUGGUAAACUCUCAGUGGCCAAAAAGCUGAGUGCUGAGCUGAGAGUCGUCCAUGUGACCACAGACAGUCUACUGGAGGACCAAUCAGAGUGGAGCACACAGGAGCUUCCUGCUGAUCAGAUGGUCAGACGGAUUCAACAGAGACUGAAUGAGAUCGACUGCUUCAACAGAGUAAGAUACUCUAUGUACAAAGUACUGUGACUAUCUAACAAAGUACUGUUACUAUCUAACAAAGUACUGUUACUGUCUAACAAAGUACUGUUACUGUCUAACAAAGUACUGUUACCGUCUAACAAAGUACUGUUACUGUCUAACAAAGUACUGUUACUGUCUACAAAGUACUGUUACUAUCUAACAAAGUACUGUUACUGUCUAACAAAGUACUGUUACUAUCUAACAAAGUACUGUUACUGUCUACAAAGUACUGUUACUA